Vitis vinifera (wine grape) is the source of this 528-nucleotide messenger RNA. RefSeq lists its product as uncharacterized. The coding region runs from base 1 to 528 and encodes 175 amino acids. The record is from RefSeq and is a predicted model, not a curated record. The transcript has a single exon. Lineage: Eukaryota; Viridiplantae; Streptophyta; Magnoliopsida; Vitales; Vitaceae.
AUGGCCCCGGAUUCUCCAACCCCAGAAGAGGAUCUGCAGGUCCCCGACUCCGAAGAAGAAGAAGAUGUGCAGAUUCCUGACUCCGAAGAGUAUUCGCCGGUCCCGGACUCCUUGAAAGAAGUAGUAGAAGCUUCAGAAGAAGCGCGAAAAGUGUCGUCGGAAGAAGAGGAAGCAUCCGCAGAAGAGUCGUCUGAAGAAGAGGAAGCAUCCGCAGAAGAGUCGUCUGAAGAAGAGGAAGACCCAACUGUGAAGCCAACCCCUACAAUACCCGGAAAGCGCCCAGCAAAGAGCAACCUAGAGGGUAAGGAGGCAAAGCGUGUGAAGGAAGAGGCGCAGCCAAAUAGAAACGAUAAUGGAGAAAGAAAUAAUGUUGAGUCUCUGGUGAAGAAGGAAGGAAUGGAGUCCGAAAGGGAAAAGAUUGAGAGGGAGUUGAAAAUUGAACAAUUGGAGCUAAUCAUGCGGUUUGCCCAGCUGAAAAAGGACAUUGCAAACUUAAGACAGAAAGCAUCAAGAUUUUCUAUCCCGUAA